AAUUUCAAUCAAUCCCUCAACCCUUAGAAUUCAAUGUGGAGUGGAGCUUUACAGUUAGGGUAGGAUACUUGUUGACAUCAUGUGACCUGCGUACCUUCAAAAUUAUUCGGCAAUCCUAAUUUAUUCGAAAACACCGUUUACAUCAUAAUUUGGCGCAAUGAAAAAAAUUAGACAAAAGAAGAUGAACACCUCCCGAACGAAUAGAAAUGUUGUCGAUCUAUAGAACAUUCCUCCUAUACCUAUCUUCGUUACACAUUUUCAAAUGUUUUUUUUUUGCGACGUUUUUGUCGGAUAAACCUGGGUCAAUGGAAAAUAAACCUGUUGAUUGGGACAAAUGAGAGAAAUUAAUAGUACAUGCCAAAGAAACUACAUUUGGGAGGAGUCCCACAUAUUGGAGUUGUGUCUGACACCUGAAACUUUACUUGUGUUCUAGACUCAGCAAACCAAACCGCCACUCAAUGGGGAAAACAGAGGGGCUCGAGGAAACGGUCGAGGAAGAAGUCAAUGCGCAACAAUGAGUCUGGACAAAAUCUCAAAGUGAUAGAUAAAUAAGGGAAAGUAGGUUUUACAAUCCACAACGUGGUAGUUUACUUUUUUUUUUAGAAACGCAGUGGCCAUUGGAAACGUUGCUGUGCAGCGCAAUGGCUACCCAGUGCGACUCCCUGAGCGGAUACUUGCAACAGUCGGACCAGGGCUCAAAUAGCGAGCGUAGUACUGACUCCCCGGUCCCCGGGUCCGAGGAUGACUUGAGCGGACCCCAUGCCUUACCAGACCCGGAGUGGACGGAGGAGAGAUUUCGAGUGGACCGCAAGAAACUGGAAAUCAUGUUAUUAGCGGCCGCUGGGGGACGAGUCAAUGGUGGCGAGGAUUUCUUUCAGAAGGUCAUGGAUGAAACCAAAACACAGAUAGCGUGGCCUUCCAAAUUGAAGAUCGGAGCCAAGUCCAAAAAAGAUCCACACAUUAAGGUUUGUGGAAAGAGAGACAAUGUGAGGGAAGCCAAAGACCGAAUCAUGUCAGUCCUCGACACAAAGACUAACAGGGUAACCCUUAAGAUGGACGUGUCCCACACAGAGCACUCCCACGUCAUCGGCAAGGGAGGCAACAACAUCAAGAAGGUGAUGGAGGACACGGGUUGCCACAUCCACUUCCCCGACUCCAACCGCAACAAUCAGGCGGAGAAGAGCAACCAGGUGUCCAUUGCAGGUCAGCCAGGAGGGGUAGAGGCAGCUCGAGCCAAAAUUAGGGAGCUGCUCCCUCUAGUUUUGUCGUUUGAGUUGCCGGCCAUCGUGCAGCCUGACCCAGGCUCCCCCACAGUGCAGCACAUCUCCCAGACCUACAACCUCACCGUAUCCUUCAAGCCCCCCACACGUCUCUACGGGACCACCGGAGUGGUCCGCGGCUCCCAGAACAACUCUAGUGCCGUCAAGAGGGGCACUGCCAUGCUGCUGGAGCACUUGGCGGGAAGCCUUGCCAGUGCCAUCUCAGUCAGUACCCACCUGGACAUCGCCCCUCAGCACCACCUCUUCAUGAUGGGCCGUAACGGCAGCAACAUCAAACACAUCACCCAGAGAACAGGAGCCCAGAUCCACUUCCCCGACCCUAACAGCCCCCAGAAGAAAUCUACGGUCUACAUCCAGGGCACCAUCGAGUCUGUCUGCCUGGCGCGCCAGUACCUCAUGGGCUGCCUGCCCCUGGUGCUGAUGUUUGACAUAAAAGAGGACAUCGAGGUGGAGCCCCAGUGUAUCACAGCUCUGAUGGAGCAGCUGGAUGUCUUCAUCAGCAUCAAGCCCAAACCAAAGCAGCCAAGCAAGUCUGUGAUAGUAAAGAGUGUGGAGCGGAAUGCAGUGAACAUGUACGAGGCCCGGAAGUUUCUGUUGGGUCUGGAGAGCAACGGGGUGUCAUCAGCCAUGUCCCCCUCCACCAACGGCCCCACCCUCAUCUGUCCUGUCGGCCUGGACAUCUUGGCCUCUGCUGGCCUGGGGCUGAGCAGCCUGGGCUUCCUAGGUGCAUCAGUGCCCCAUUCUCUCAGUAGCUCCCCGGCUCCAAACUCUGUUCUCAACAGUCUGAACUCUUCCAUGAGCCCUAUGCAGAACCCCAGCCCCAGCACCCCAUCUCCCUCCUCCUCACUGUGGCCCAGCUCUCUCACCAGCACCCAAGGCUUCUCGUCUCAGUUGAUGAUGCACCCUGUAGCCCAGGCCACUCUGAGCAGUAUCCUGCUCUCUGGGGUCCAGGGGUACACCCAGAACACCCCCUCCCCUCCCCCCGGGCUUUCCCCAAUCGACAAGCAGACCAACGGGGUCCCUGACUGCUCCAAAGGCCCCUGUACCAUCAAUGGACAUGUCAAGCAUCCUGGCUCAGUCUAUGGCAGGAUGUCCAGUGUGUCACUGGCAGACACGGUUCUGAACCCCAACCAGUGUGACUCGGUCCAGGAGGCCAGCGGACACAACCCGUCAGAACCCCGCUCCAGCAAGUCCAACCAAGACCAAGGCUCUGACACCUUUGUGGAAGUGGGCAUGCCCAGAAGCCCAUCUCACUCAGCAAAUGGAAACGAGCUGAAACAGAUGCUGGCUUCCUGUAAGACGUCAGGGAAACGGCAGGCGGUGGAGCUCCUCCAGGGGACCAAGAACUCCCAUCUCCAGUAUGUCUGUCCAGAGCUACACUCAGACUGCUUACUGUCAGACCCAGAGUCGAGUGCUUCAGACAGCCCAGUAACAGAUAAGAGGGCACCGGGCAGUGAGCGGGCAGCAGAGAGGGCAGCACAGCAGAACGAGAGGGACAGGAUCCGCUUGGCUCCACAUUCUUCCUUUGCCAAUAUGCAGGGCCAACUAGAGGCGCUUGAAUAUGAACAGAAAAAGCUGUUAGCAACCAAGGCAAUGUUGAAGAAGCCUGUUGUGACUGAGGUGCGGACCCCCACUAACACGUGGAGUGGCCUGGGUUUCUCCAAGUCUAUGCCAGCAGAGACCAUCAAGGAGCUGCGCAGGGCCAACCACGUGCCCUACAAACCCACCAUGAGUACCACCUACGAGGUAAACUCCGACUAUGAGGGCUCCCCCCUGUCUCUUUCCCGCUCCGGCAGCAGAGAGGGGGUGGGCAACGGCAGUGACUCUGAUAACUGGAGAGACAGGAAUGGGGGUGGGAACGGUCUUCCCAGCCACGCCGAAUUCCCAGUGUCUGUUUGCAGUCCUAAGAGGAAGCAGAACAAAUCGGCUGCAGAGCACUAUCUGAGCAGCAGUAACUACAUGGACUGUAUCUCCUCGAUCACCGGGAGCAACGGGUGCAGUCUCCAGUCCUCUCUGAAAGGGUCGGACCUCCCGGAGCUGUUCAGCAAGCUGGGCCUGGGGAAAUACACAGACGUGUUCCAACAGCAGGAGAUCGAUCUCCAGACCUUCCUCACUCUUACAGACCAGGACUUGAAAGAGCUGGGCAUCACCACAUUUGGAGCACGCAGGAAAAUGCUGCUUGCCAUCUCUGGUGUGAAUGACUACGAACUGAACAAGAACCGAAGGAAGCUGUUUGAGGCUCCUAUCAGAUCCUCCUUCCUGGAAGGGGGAGCCAGCGGUCGUCUGUCUCGUCAGUUCCACGCUGACAUGGCUAGUGUCAGUGGUCGGUGGUAGAGCUCCACUCCGCCAGGACUUAACACGACAGAGAACCAGCCUUCAGUGCCUCUCUUUGGGCUUCUGUAGGCCAGUCUCCAGCCUAGCUGGUUCUCAGUUGUCCACCCUCCAGCAGAACAAUAACUAUUCAACUCUUUUUUUUCUUUUUUCUUUUUUAAGGCCAUAACAAGAAGCCAUAGUUUAACCAGAAGUGCCAAAAAAAGAGAAGAGCCAUCUGUGGUAUAGAAAGUCCAGUGUUCACUCCACAUAGUGGUUAGAUGUUUCUGUGGAGUAUCUAUGCAUGAAGGGUAUUUGACUAGUUAUGAAGGACAGGUACUGCCCAGUAGUUGUCCAUUUUUGUUAAAGGGAACAGGCCAAAUGAUUAGUACAAAAUAAUUACAUUGAUACUGCAUUCGUAGUAUGCUGUUUUAUCAAUGACAUGCACUUUAACAAUUUUGCCUGUGAAAGCCUGAUUCCUCAUAUUGGAAUACCUAUGCAUUUUGUAUUAACUCAAAGCACAGAUGUAUUUGUACCAAGCCAAAUGUAAGCACUUAGUGAGAUGGGGAAAUGAAGUCAAUAAAGUGACAUCAACAACUAAACGCAGAACCUAGUGGAUUGACCUUGGACCCCUCAGUGUUUUGAUUGAUUGACAUUCCACGAAGGUCAGUGUUGUAUCCACCAGCAGCUGCUGUAGUUGGGCUGCAGUCUGUAUGUCAUAUGUAUUUAGAAAAGUAUUAUUUUGUAUUCACAUUAUUAUUUUUUAUCUUUCUGAGGUAAUAAUCAGUUUCAUGUAUUUUUUUAUGUUUUCAUUACUUUAUACAUUCACAAAUGAGUUCCUGUGGUUUCUAAUUAGUUCAUUAUUAGUCUCUUUGAUAAUUACCUUUACCCCAUAAUCUUUGGUGCCGUCAGGCUGUGUCAUGAGACUGCAGCAGAGAAAGAGAGCAGUCUGUCAAAACAGCAGGCCCCUCUCUCUGAUUCUGUUUGUUGGCCUCCUGUGGUUUUCUUAGUCAUUGUCAUUAUGUCUCCUGUAGUCAUGUCAAUGGUCUUUGUCAGUUAGUCUUUCUGUGGUCUAUAUUCUGUGUUGAAUCCUACUAUGUGUUCCUCUAUCUAUUCAGGAGACAUGUCAUUAUUCACAGACUGUGUGCUUUUAUCUUUCCUUACACUUUAUACGCUUUUAGAGCUGCGGACAGAGAAGCAACCUACUACAGUGUCGAAUGCCUCCACACUACUACAGUGUCGAAUGCCUCCACACUACUACAGUGUCGAAUGCCUCCACACUACUACAGUGUCGAAUGCCUCCACACUACUACAGUGUCGAAUGCCUCCACACUACUACAGUGUCGAAUGCCUCCACACUACUACAGUGUCGAAUGCCUCCACACUACUACAGUGUCGAAUGCCUCCACACUACUACAGUGUCGAAUGCCUCCACACUACUACAGUGUCGAAUGCCUCCUUUACUUCUCUCUCUAAGCUGCUCAGCAGGGAAUUGUUUCUAUUAGAAUAUAGCUAUUUGGACUGCCACUACCUCUCACCCAGGAGGGAACUCACACCAAAGGUGUAAACUCAACUCUAUUUCAUAUGACAGCCCCUAGCCUAGACACAUUUCUACAUUUACCAAGAUUGUGUCCUCAACAUGUGUUCUAGCUUAAAUUAAGAAUAGUGGAAAUAUACAAUUUUCAGGAUCAGUUGUGCAAUCAGAUAUCUGGGAUUCUUGUAAAGCUAUAUUUGAUGAAGUAACAGGAUUAGGUGUGCAGUCAGAUAUCUGGGAUUCUUGUAAAGCUAUAUUUGAUGAAGUAACAGGAUUAGGUGUGCAGUCAGAUAUCUGGGAUUCUUGUAAAGCUAUAUUUGAUGAAGUAACAGGAUUAGGUGUGCAGUGGUGCUGCUUAUCAUCAAAGGACGAAGUCACUCUGAUCUCUGUAUUAUGUUCAUGUAAAACAGUAUUCUCAUACCCUUUUGUUAACGCUGUCUGACUCUGGAAGGUUUUUGCUGUAACUGUUUUAGAUUGAACCCCCAUAUUAAGCCUGGAAGUUAAUAGUCUUUGUGCAUUCUAUCAUAUAAGACUGUUUGUUUAAAGUACUCUUUAUUUGCAGAAUGUUUGUUGGUAGAUGGUACGGUAUUUGACGGACAAUGCAGUGAACUCUAUGUAGAGCCCAAAGUGAAAAACUAAAUCUUGAAGCUAAAUGACAGUAGGUACAGAAUGCUGAAGCAGAUGUAGAGAGAACAUUUCAAAGCAACUUACAUGCCAAAGCUUUGUUUCCACACAACAGCAACAUCACUGACAGCAGACGUCUUAGCAUCAACCAUUCUGUAAUCACGCACAGAGAGAAGUCACUUGUUUCUCAUGUUGCAUGCUUUUUCUCAUGAAGAUCUGUUGUAUCCUGUGUUUACGCCAUACCACUUCUUCUAACUGAUUUGUGCCCAUGUCACUAUCGUAUCAAUAAGAUAUCCUGACUUGGUUGUCAUUUCUGACCAGUAGUGUGUCAUUUUCUUUGAAAUCUUGAAAAGACAGGAUAUUAAAAGGGAUUUGUUCCACCAAAAAUAUGGGUUGUGUUCAACCCUUUAUCAUGGUACUAUAUUGAAGCUGUUCAGCAUUGAUUAUUACAGUGCAGUUAUGUUGAGCCAUGGUAGCUACCCUGCAAACCAGACAAUGUUUUUUUUAUUUUGCUUCUGUAAAGUUAUGCCUGCGGUCAUUUGUGUGCUUGGAGGGUAAUAGGGUCUGUCAAGUGAAUGUUAGUGAGAAUUAUUGCUUUUUUAUCUGGUUUAAUGAGUCAUUUGCAAUCAAAGUUUACCACCAGCCUCCUGUCCCUACACUUAUUAUGUCUUAAAUGUUUGUGUUUAGUUCCUGUUAUUCCCAAAGGGAUACAUUUGAAGGGUCUACUUUAUACUGAGUUGGAUGAAAUGGUACAACAUUUAUAAUGAAUGUAAACCACUAAGGAAUUUAUGUAUGUUUUGCAUCUCUUUUGUAUCCUGUGCAGCCAUGCUUGUUAGCAAUUUAUCUCCAGUUUUGUGUGAGAGAAAGGUACUGUUCCAAAAAAGGUUCUACAGAAGAAUUUAGGAACUUUGCCUAAAGCUCUUGUUGAUACGAUUGUUGAGAAGGACAUUGUUUUAGCUAUGUUGUUAUAUCUGUAAAUAUAGUACAGAUGUGUUUUGGAGGAGUUAUCAAAUAAGCCAAAAAGUUUGUUCAAACAUUGAAGUGUUAUUACAAAGGUAAUAAAUGUAUGCAGUAA
Messenger RNA from Oncorhynchus mykiss (rainbow trout), 6823 nucleotides. RefSeq names its product protein bicaudal C homolog 1-B. NCBI's taxonomy places the organism in Eukaryota, Metazoa, Chordata, Actinopteri, Salmoniformes, Salmonidae. The record is from RefSeq and is a predicted model, not a curated record. Gene Ontology annotation, molecular function: RNA binding; protein binding. Gene Ontology annotation, cellular component: cytoplasm.